AUGCUGCACUGCCCCAACCACCCGGACGCCCAUCUCAUCGAGGACCACCGCGCCGGCGACGUCAUCUGCCCGGAGUGCGGCCUCGUCGUCGGUGAUCGGCUCGUCGACGUGGGCACCGAGUGGCGCUCGUUCUCGGACGAGCGCAGCGGCAACGACCCGUCGCGUGUCGGCGCCCCGGAGAGCGCGCUCCUCUCCUCCGGCGACCUCUCCACCCACAUUGCCGUGGGCUAUGGCGCCAGCGAGGCCGAUCAGAGCCUGGCCAGCGCUCAGCGGCGCACGAUGAACGGCACCGAUCGCCAGAUGAUCCAGGCGAUCGGCAUGAUCCGCGAUAUGGCCGACCGGAUUCAUCUCACCAAGACCACUCAGGACAUCGCUGCGAAGAUGUACAAGGACGUGCUCGACACGAAGAUCCUCAAGGGAAAGAAUGGGGAAGCCCAGGCGGCCGCUUGCCUCUACAUUGCCUGCCGCAAGGAGGGAUACGCGCGCACCUUCAAGGAGAUCUGCGCCGUGUCGCAGGUGUCGAAGAAGGAGAUUGGCCGCUGCUUCAAGCUGAUCGUGCGCGCCAUGGAGACCAACCUCGAGCAGAUCACCUCCGUCGACUUCAUGUCGCGAUUCUGCGGCAAUUUGGACCUCAACCACGAGGUCCAGGCUUGCGCCAGCCACAUUGCCAAGCGGGCCGUCGCCCUCGAUCUCGUCGCCGGCCGCAGCCCGAUCUCCAUCGCCGCCGCCGCCAUCUACAUGGCCUCGCAGGCUUCCAAGGACAAACGCUCGCCGAAAGAAAUCGGCGACAUUGCGGGCGCGGCCGAGGUGACGGUGCGCCAGGCGUACAAGCUGCUGCUGCUCAAGGCCGCCGAGCUGUUCCCGCCCGACUUCCACUUCGACACGCCCAUCAACGCCCUGCCCGUCAGC
Mesorhabditis spiculigera is the source of this 909-nucleotide messenger RNA. The record is from the annotation of a GenBank genome assembly. NCBI's taxonomy places the organism in Eukaryota, Metazoa, Nematoda, Chromadorea, Rhabditida, Rhabditidae.